Kluyveromyces lactis is the source of this 1572-nucleotide messenger RNA. RefSeq names its product AAA family ATPase CDC6 (gene CDC6). The record is from RefSeq and is a predicted model, not a curated record. Gene Ontology annotation, cellular component: nucleus. The transcript has a single exon. Gene Ontology annotation, biological process: cell division; mitotic DNA replication checkpoint signaling; DNA replication initiation. The coding region runs from base 1 to 1572 and encodes 523 amino acids. Gene Ontology annotation, molecular function: ATP hydrolysis activity; DNA replication origin binding. Lineage: Eukaryota; Fungi; Ascomycota; Saccharomycetes; Saccharomycetales; Saccharomycetaceae.
AUGAUGCUUAAUGGAAGGAAACGUCCAUUCUUAGCGUUUGAAAGUGAUGGUGAACUAGGUUGUGGAAACUCAGAAAACAUGACGCCUGAUGCGAAGCGCUUUUCAGGUUUAACAACACCUCCAGCAUCUCCUGAGAAAAAGCAAAUAAAAAAACCAUUAGGAAUAGUCAGCUCAAAUUUGACAAACAUCAACGAUGAACCAUACACAAUUGAAUCAGAUUUGAAACCGAAACGGUUGAUGUUUGGAUCCGAUCCAAUAUUUUCGAAGACAAAAUCGCUGUUGCAACAGUCUUCAGUUUCCAACUUGGAACAGACUUGGCUUGCUACGAGAAAGUCAGAAUACGACGAGAUCAUGCAUUUUUUUCACAAUUCAAUAUCGGACAGGGAAUCUGCCGAUAAUUCGCUGUACAUCACAGGUCCACCAGGAACAGGGAAAACGGCACAGCUAGACCUCAUACUGAGAGAUAAGUUUCAUGAGAUCAUUUUGGAUCCAAAAAAUAAAAAAGUCACAAAACAUGACCCAGAACUGUUGAAUACAUCUUAUUUUGAAACACAGUCAGACAUAUUCCAGUCUAUCGCGGUAGCCAAGGUCAACUGUAUUGCCCUUUCGAAACCGGAAUGUAUAUUCCAGAAAUUACUUUUAGAAAUCGUCAAUGGGAAGUAUAAGCAACAACAUCAUAAAGCCUGCGACAGUGUGAAGAAUUUAAAGUCGUUUUGUAGAUCGAAACCAAAUACUCAUUUUAUCUUUAUCCUGGACGAAAUGGAUAAGUUAAUCAAGCAAACCACAGUGCUAUCAUCUGCAACAAAAAUUAUACUGGAUCUGUUUUUAUUGGCUAAGGAGCCCGGUAUCAACGUCACAAUCAUCGGAAUAGCAAAUAGCAUUGAUUUAAAAGAUCGUGUUCUAAACAGACUUAAUUUACAGAAAGAAUUGCUUCCUAAAGUUAUCCAUUUCCAUCCAUAUAACUCUGAACAAAUGUUUGAAAUUGUGAGAAGCAAACUUUCCAUAUUUCCAGCUUGUUUUGAAAUAUUUCAACCCAUGGCUAUCAAAUUUGCAACGACCAAAUGUUCUGGAUCAACCGGAGAUCUAAGAAGAUUAUUUGAUCUACUCCGUAGCAGCGUUCAAUUAUUAGAAUUGGAAUCUUUGAAGGGUAACUCAGAUAAAACUCGAGGCCGUAAAGUAACCAUCACGCAUGUAGCAAAAGCUGUUUCAAAAUAUAUGAAUUCUGCCACAACAAAGACACGGAUCGCUCCUUUGAACAUACAACAAAAGAUCAUACUGUGCUCGCUUGUACACAGAGAACGGUUUGAUCUUAACAAAUGUCUUUGUACAGUGGAAGAAGCUUACGAUUACUACGUCAAACUUCUUAAAAGAACAGAUGUCAUGAAACCUUUGAGUAAAGCCGAAUUUUUCGAAAGUUGUUAUAGUUUACAAUCCAGUGGAGUGGCUCUUAUAGAGUUCACCAAAAAGAAAUUAUUACCAUCUGGUGCCGCCAAAACCAUCAAAUCAACAGUCAUUGGCACAGAAUUGCAAGAAGAGAUCAGUAAAAUUGAUCUAUUAAAAAGACUCUUAUAG